Oikopleura dioica is the source of this 13269-nucleotide messenger RNA. Lineage: Eukaryota; Metazoa; Chordata; Appendicularia; Copelata; Oikopleuridae. The record is from the annotation of a GenBank genome assembly.
AUGAGCGAGAUCGAGCUCUCGGUAGCCCCGCCGGAGAAUGUUGUGGACAUCUUCCGCAACUCGGUGGAAAUUUCCGGCUGGCCCAUCGAAAAAUGGACCGAAGAGCAGCAUUCCAAAGCCGUCGAAGAUUACUGUAAAGGAGAAGAGCCGCUGAUGCUCAUUUUCCUCGACAAAGAUGAAGAGAUUCAAAUGCUCAAUCGGGUUCCACCAAACUUUGACAGCCGCGAGUUCAUUUACAUGAUCAAAAAGCCAGAAACAGAGGUGACGUUUGAAAACUUCUACACGGAGGUUCAGACCGGAUCUAUUGUCGGCCAAUCUGCCGUUGAAUCACUUCUCAGAUUAAUGCAUGGUGUCUACGCACCGAUUUUCUUGGAAACAACAUCUCUGCCAGAAACGAUAUCAAACGAUUUCAGCGCUAGAAUGCACCGAUUCUUGGCCAGUCUUACCGAUGUCAGACAUAAAAUGGAUGGAAAGACAGUCUUAUACAUUCCGGAAGAAAAGAAAUGCCCAGCUGAUUAUAACGAAGCAAUCAAAGACAAGGAACUUGUUGGAAGACUGGAAGCCACGAUGAUUCAGUGGACUCGACAGAUCAAGGAAGUCCUUAGUGCGCAAGAAGCAGUAGAAACUAACGAAAACGCCGGUCCUCUGGACGAAAUCGAGUUUUGGAAUAACCGCUGCAAAGAUUUAUCCGGACUCUCGAAGCAACUUGAUUUGGAGGGCGUGAAACGAGUCCAGAAGAUUUUGUCCGUGGCGAAAUUGAGUUACGUCAAUCAAUUCGAUAAAUUAUCGAAACUUAUUCAAGAUGGCUCCGCGCAAGCUCAGUCUAACUUGAAAUUCCUGAUGUUGCUCAAAGAGCCCUGCACAAAACUUGGAAUCAGUCACCCAAAAGAUGUUCCCGCUCAACUUACGACAAUAAUCCGAAUGAUCCGUAUCAUCUGGACGAAUUCGCCGCACUACAACACCCGUGAGCGGCUCACCUCCCUCUUCAGAAAACUCAGUAACGAAAUUAUCCGCAUCUGCUGCAAGAGCAUCAGUUUGGAUGCGAUUUUCGACGGGCGAGUCAAGUCAUCCAUUCGCAAUUUGAUCGAAUGCAUCGAAUGCUGCAACAAGUGGAAGAGAAUCUAUCGAAAAACCGCGCUUAGUCAGCACAAGUACUCCAGUCAGGGAUGGGUUCUAGAUCAGUCUUCGAUUUUCGCGCAAAUCGACGCUUUUGUCCAGCGAUGCAAGGAUUUGAUCGAAGUCUGCAACUGUCAGAUUCAUUUUGCUCGAUGGGAAGACGGCGAAAAGACACGAAUGCCUGUUCUUGGUGGCCAGCGAGGCCCAGAAGUCACAAGAUCCCUGUUAGAAAUUGAAGAAACUUUCCGAAAGAAUCUUCACAACUUGAUGAAAGCAGAAAACGCCAUUCUCGACGUCAAGAACACCUCCUGGCACGAAGUUUUCACGCGUUUCCGAACUGCCGUAAAAGAGUUGGAAGUCAUGGUCCAGAAUUUGAUCACCUCCGCGUUCGAUACAGUGAAGUCGGUGGACGAUGGAGUUAUGCUGCUCAAGGUUUUUGGACACUUCAAAAGUCGAGAGGCGAUUAAACGUACGAUUGAUAAGAAAACCGUAGAUGUAAUGCUCAUUCUCAGCGAAGAACUGAAUGCUGUCAAGAAAGAGCUCUGGUCGAAGCGCUCAAGCAAGGCGUUUUACGAUUUGCCUCAGCACGCUGGCCAAGCUUAUCAAGCUCGCCUCCUUCGCCGCAGAAUCGAUAGAUCAUUCAAAGUCAUUGACGAUGCGAGAUGGUUGGUCAAAACUGGCUCUGGCGAAGAAAUCAAGGCGAGCUAUAACCAGCUAACGACUGCGCUAGAUGAAUUUAUCCGUAAAGUCUUCAACGAGUGGGCAAUUACGGUCGAUCGUGAUUCGUACAAAAAACUUGAGAGUCCACUGAUGGCGCGAUCAGAGCUGCAGAAAAAUCUCCUUGACAUGAAUUUCGACCCGUACUUGCUGAAAUUGUUCUCGGAGAUUCAGUUCUGGGAGAUUUUGAUGUUCGAAAUUCCCCACUACGCGGCUGAUGUUUACCAGAGAAGAGACGAGUUGAGAAGCUUAAGAGAAAAUGUACUCCUCGUUGUUCGCGAUUAUAAUAGAAUCAUCCAGGAUCUCGACGAAGACGAAAUCGGCCUCUUCAAAGAACGAAUCAAAGUACUCGACAAAAAGGUCCAACCAGGUCUGAGCAAGCUCAACUGGUCCAACGGAACUGGAUCAGAGUACUACAUUACCGAUUGCCGAGCACACGCAUCGAAAGUUAUGCAGAUCGUCACUGGCUACAAGAGCGGAAAUCAACAAAUCGCCAAAAAGUGUCGAGCCAUUUCUGAAGACCUUCUCGUCAAAAUCAACAACAAAGAGGUUUACGAAGAACUGGACUUUUACGAAGACCAGCUCGAUCAUAAAGAUGAAGUCAGUAAGCGGCUGCAGUUCUAUUAUUCGGAUAUUGUGAACGAGAUGAGCAACCAGUACAACAUGUUCAAGCGGGACUGGACCGGCAACGCCGAUGUUUACAGGCACUGGGUCAAAUACACGGAAAGAAUCGACCAGUACAUGGAAGAUGCUUACAGAAUCAACGUUAAAUACAGUCUUCACGAGAUCUUCAAGGCGAUCAACGGCGACGGAAAAUCAGCACCGAAUCCUCUCUUCAGAAUCAACGUUAUUCUCGAAGAAAAGAAACCUGAUCCAACCAAAAAGCGCCAUAAGAACAAAAACUUUUACGAAGUACAGUUCUCCCCUCGCCUCGAAAAGCUUCAGGAUGUGAUCAGCACGACGAUGUAUAAACUGACCUCAGCUUUCCGUGGAAUCCGUAGAUUGCCCCAAAUCUUGACGAAAAAUGCACCGCAAACUCGAUCGAUCGCGGAAGUUAUUGACGAUGACGAGGAGACGAAAAAAGUGCGAAAGCUUAUUUUGGAAGGCAUCGAGCGAAACAACGAUCAAGUCAAGGAAUGGUCAACAAUGUGGAAUCAAAACUACAUGGAAUUCUGGAGCAUCAACAAAGAUGCUUUCAUCGAGAAAUACGAUACGAUGAACAAGGACAUUUCAUCAUUUGACGCUGAUCUUGCUCGAUACCCUGAAACUCAGAACAAUGUCCAGAAAGAAGAAGCGAUCGUUAUGAUUAACUUCGUGCUUCUCGAUUCCAAUCCAAUCAAGUUGUCCAUCUCGCGCCAUUGUCAAGAAUGGCUGGAUAAGUUUACGGGUCUUCUCUCCCGCCGCGCUACAAAGCGACUUACUUCUAUCAUGAACUUCAUGGAAGAAAACGGUGCCGCUGUCACUACUCCACCAGAAGAUUUGGAUCAACUGUCUGACAGAAUUGAACUCUGGGAAGAUCUCAAGGCGUCUCUAGAAGAGAAGAACCGCGAAUUGCCCGUCAUCCGGGAGCAUUUCCUGAUUUUGGAAAAGUAUGAAGUCACAGUACCAACAGAAACACUUGACUUGCUCGACACGAUGCAAGAUGGAUACAAUAAAUACGCGGCUUCUGUUAACGAAGCGGAGGAAAUGAUCAAAAAAUCAAAGGAUAAGUUCAAGAGCAACUUGCUCUCCAAUGCCGACGAAUUCAAAAAGACCGUGGCGAAUACGCGCGACGAGUACAUCCGAGAAGGACCGUUUGGGGCCAAUAUCGCUCCAACUGACGCGCUUGCAGCUAUCGCUCAGUACUUCGAAAACUGCGCUACCCUUCGCAAGAAAGAAAAAUCCAUUCGAAGAGGUCUUUCGAUCUUCAAAAUCGACCAAAGUGAGAAUAAAGAGCUCACUGAACUCGAAGAAGAGCUUCAACUCCUUGAAACGAUCUGGAAAAUUGCUGAGAACUGGGAUACUCUUUGGAACGAAUGGAAAGUCACGAAGUUUGCUGAUAUCGUCCCCGAUACUCUCGAGCAAAAAGCCGCUGUUUGCUUCAAAGACAUUUCAAAGCGACAGCGGGAAGCUAAAGAUAAGGACAACUGGACUAUCGUCAAGUCAACAAAAGACACAAUCGUCCGAUUCCAGCGAACGAUGCCUCUCGUCACUGAUCUCAAAAAUCCGGCCAUGCGCGAUCGACAUUGGCUUGAAAUCAAGGAAGACAUUGGUACACCCUUUGACCACGAAACCGACGACUUUACUCUCGACAAGAUCAUCGAGCUCAAACUCGAUCAACACGUCGAUAAAGUCUCGGAAGUCUCAGGCGCUGCUUCCAAAGAAUUGGCAAUCGAGCAAGCUUUGGCUGAUCUCGAAACUGCUUGGUCAACCAUUGAGCUGGAAGUUGGUCCCUACAAAGAUCGCGGACACUUUAUUCUCAAAGCACCUGAUGAGAUUUUCACUCAGCUAGAAGACAACCAAGUUACUCUUGCGACAAUGAAAGCCUCUCGAUUCGUCAAAGCAUUCGAAAAGACUGUUGAUUACUGGGAACGAGCUCUGUCUCACAUUAUGGAAACGAUCGAAAUGAUCCUUCAAGUCCAGCGACAGUGGAUGUACUUGGAAAACAUCUUUCUUGGCGAAGAUAUUCGAAAGCAGCUGCCAAAGGAAUCCGCUGAAUUCGACAUAAUUAAUGUUGAUUGGAAGACGCUUAUGACCACUCUAAAUGGCGAUAAGAACGCUCGACGGGGAACGCACAAAGAAGGACUUCUGGAAAAACUCACGGCGAUGAAUACAAAACUUGAGGAAAUUCAGAAAUCACUUGACAUGUAUCUUGAAACAAAACGACAGAUCUUCCCACGAUUCUACUUCUUGUCCAAUGACGAUCUUUUGGAGAUUCUGGGUCAGUCUAAGAAUCCACCAGCGGUUCAGCCUCAUAUGAACAAGUGCUUUGAUAACAUCAAGGCCCUCCAAAUGAAACCAGUCGCCGGAGCGAUCAACAAACUCGAGGCUGUUGGCAUGGAAUCUUCCGAAGGAGAAAUUGUGCCGUUCGGAUCACCCGUACUUCUCGAAGGCCCAGUCGAAGCCUGGCUUUGCGAUGUUGAGAGAACUAUGCGAUGGACUCUUCGAGAAAUUCUCAAGAACUGCAAGAUUUCUUUGAAGAAAAUGAUUACAAAGCGAGAAAAAUGGGUGAAAGAAUGGCCUGGUCAAAUGACAAUCACAGCAUCUCAGAUGCAGUGGACAACUUCUGUCGAAAAAGGUCUCAUGCAAGCUAAAGAACGCCAGGACAAAAAACCAAUGAAAUCAGUGAAGAAAAAACAAAUCGCCUUCCUCAAAAAAUACGUCGAGUCUGUUCGAGGUUCUUUGAACAAGAAUCAGCGAGCUAAGAUCGUUGCCCUGGUCACGAUCGAAGUGCACGCUCGGGAUGUCAUUGAACUUCUCAUCAAAAAGGGCGAUUUCGAUGAAAACUCCUUCGCUUGGCUCCAGCAACUUCGUCUUUACUGGGACAGAAAGAUCGAUGAUUGCAUCGUUCGACAGACCAACACUCAGUUCCAGUACGGCUACGAAUACCUCGGCAACUCUGGUCGACUUGCUAUCACUCCACUUACUGAUCGAUGUUACAUCACACUUACAACUGCGCUUCAUCUUCAUCGAGGUGGAUCGCCAAAAGGUCCUGCCGGUACUGGUAAAACUGAAACCACAAAGGAUCUUGGAAAAGCACUUGGAAUGUACGUCAUCGUCAUUAACUGUUCCGAAGGUCUCGAUUUCAAGAGCAUGGGUCGAAUGUACUCAGGUCUUUCGCAAACUGGCGCCUGGGGAUGCUUCGAUGAGUUUAAUCGAAUCAACAUUGAAGUCCUGUCUGUCGUUGCGCAGCAGAUUCUCUCCAUUCUAUCAGCUCUCUCUGCUGGCCAGAAACGAUUUAUUUUCGAAGGUCGGGAGAUCAACUUGGUCUGGUCUUGUGGUAUCUUCAUCACUAUGAACCCCGGUUAUGCUGGCCGAACUGAAUUGCCAGACAAUCUCAAGUCAAUGUUCCGACCUAUUUCCAUGGUUGUUCCUGAUACUGCUUUGAUCGCGGAUAUUAUUCUCACUGGAGAAGGUUUUGACAACGCUCGAGGUCUUGCUAAGAAGGUCGAUGUCCUCUACUCCUUGGCCGUCAAACAGCUUUCGAAACAAGAUCACUACGAUUUCGGUUUGCGUUCUAUGGCCGCUCUUCUUCGGUACGCUGGUAAAAAGAAACGAGCGAAUCCAAAGAUGAACGACGAUGAAGUCCUCCUUCUCGCUAUGAGAGACAUGAACGUAGCAAAACUCACCUCCACAGAUUUGCCACUUUUCAAUGCAAUCACAAACGAUCUCUUCCCCGGUGUCGAUUUACCAACACUCGACUAUGGCCAGUUCAAGGUCCAGAUCGAGGAAGAGCUCAAAAAGAUGAACAUGCAGGUUUCUGCGAAUGCCGUUGGCAAGGUCAUCCAGCUUUACGAAACGAAGAAUUCUCGUCACUCGACUAUGAUUGUCGGUGCCACUCAAUCUGGAAAGACAACGACUUGGAAAUGCUUGCAAAACGCGCUGAGUUCCAUGUCGAAAACUGGAGCAGAAGGUUUCGAGAAUGUUAUCGAGUACCCUAUCAAUCCCAAAUCUCUGUCCUUGGGUGAGCUCUAUGGUGAAUUUGACUUGGCUACAAAUGAAUGGGCUGAUGGUGUCCUCUCCGCGCUCAUGCGAAAAGCGUGUUCUGAUGAUCGACCUGAUCAAAAAUGGCUGAUCUUUGACGGUCCAGUCGACACACUUUGGAUUGAAUCUAUGAACUCUGUCAUGGACGACAAUAAAGUCCUCACGCUGAUUAAUGGUGAACGUAUCUCGAUGCCCGAGCAAGUUUCUCUUCUCUUCGAAUUAUCCUCUCUCGCUGUUGCCUCUCCAGCUACAGUUUCUCGAUGUGGUAUGGUUUACUUUGAUAGCGCCGACUUGGGAUACGAACCUUUCUUGAAAUCCUGGCUGAGCACAAAACCAAAAGAGUUCCAGCCGAUUCUAGCGGAUCUUUGCACAAAAUACAUUGGCCCUCUUCUCGAAUUCAAGCACCGAAACUGCAAGGAACUCGUCAAAGUGAACGAAGUCAACUCUAUUCAAUCCCUGACUCGUCUUUUCGACACUUUUGCCAACCAAGAAAAUGGCGUCGACGUCAACGAUGCUGAGAACUUCCCUACGAUGCUUCAGUAUUGGUUCGUUUUCUCACUUAUUUGGUCAGUAGCUGCUGGUUUGACAGAAGAAAGUCGAAAGCAAGUGGACACUUUCCUCCGAGAAUUGGAUGGAACCUUCCCGAACAAAGACUCAAUCUACGAAUACUGGGUUGAUGGAAAACAGUACACUUGGCAGAACUUUGAAGAAAAGCUUGAAAAAUCAUGGCGAUACUCUUCCUCUGCUCCUUUCUAUAAGAUCAUUGUUCCAACUGUCGAUACUGUUCGAUAUAAUCUGAUUGUCUCAAGUCUCCUAAAGAAUAAGAACCCUGUUCUCCUCACUGGCCCAGUUGGUACAGGAAAAACGUCGAUUGCAGAAACCGUCCUCGACAGUGUUUCCGCCGAUUUCAAUCAAUUGACGAUCAACAUGUCCGCCCAGACAACAUCCAACAAUGUCCAAGACAUCAUUGAAGCCAAGGUUGAAAAGCGAACUAAAGGCGUUUACGUCCCAGUUGGCGUUUCUGGUACGAUCGAGAGAAGCAAGUUCAGCGAGAAAUUCGAGGAAUGUUCAUUCUCGGCGCUAUGGGACCCCGGUGGUGGAAGAUCAGAAAUUUCCGACCGUACCCAGAGUCGAUUCAACCUCAUCAACAUGACCUUUCCAUCUGAUGAGCAGAUCACCCGAAUCUUCGGAACGAUGAUUAAUCAAAAACUCCAAAGCUUCGACGAAUCCGUCAAGCCGAUCGGACUCACCAUCACGAAGGCUACCUUGGAAGUUUACCAAUCUGUCAUCGAGCGAUUCCUUCCAACGCCAGCAAAAAUCCACUAUCUUUUCAACUUGCGAGAUAUCUCCAAAGUCUUCCAAGGUCUUCUUCGAGCGAACAAAGACUACCACGACACGAGUACAGCUAUGAUCCGUCUCUGGAUCCAUGAGAUCUACCGUGUUUUCUCCGAUCGUCUCAAUAACGAAAAAGAUUCCGAAGCGUUCCAUCAACUUGUCAACACAAAGCUUGGUUCUCUCUUCGACACGACUUUCCAUGCCAUCUGUCCGAGCAAGACGGUGCCCGUUUUCUGUGAUUUCAUGAAUCCGAACGGCGUUUUUGAAGAUUUUGAAGAAAUUUCAAAGCUGAAAGCGUACAUGGAAGAACAACUCGAGGAUUACAAUUUAUCUCCCGGCGUCGUCUCUAUGGACAUCGUUCUUUUCCGCGAUGCGAUUGAGCAUGUCUGCAGAAUAAUUCGAGUUAUCCGCCAACCAAGAGGAAACAUGUUCCUCGUCGGUAUUGGUGGUUCCGGUCGACAAUCUCUCGCUCGUCUAGCCGCCUACAUCUGUGAAUUCAAAACUUUCCAGAUCGAAGUGUCUAAACAUUACCGAUCAAAUGAGUUCCACGAAGAUCUCAAGCGUCUUUACUUCCAAGCUGGUGUUGAGAAUAAGCCAACCUGUUUCCUUUUCACCGACACUCAAGUCGUUGAGGAAAGCUUCAUGGAAGACAUCAACAACAUUCUCUCGUCGGGCCAAGUUCCAAAUCUCUACCGACCUGAAGAUAUGGAGGAAGUAGUUGGCGCCCUAGGCCCUGAGGCGAAGAAAGCUGGAAUUCCGGAAACUUCGCAGGAGAUUUUCAAGUUCUUCAUCGAACGAGUCAGAAACAACCUGCAUGUCAUUCUUUGCGCUUCGCCGAUCGGUGAUGCUUUCCGAAAUCGAAUCCGACAGUAUCCAGCAUUCGUGAACUGCACAACGAUUGACUGGUUCACUGAAUGGCCUAAAGAUGCUCUUUUGGAAGUCGCCGAGCGAUAUCUUGAAGGAGUUGAUCUUGGUGGCGAUGAGAUUCGAAAAGAAGCAGCAAUUAUGUUUAUGAUUAUGCACAAAUCCGUUUCAAAUGCAUCAAAAAGAAUGCUGGAAGAACUAAAGCGUCAUAAUUAUGUGACACCAACCAACUAUCUCGAGUUGGUCAGCGGAUACAAAGUUCUACUUGCUGAAAAACGUGAAGAAAUCGGCUCCCAAGUCAAGAAGCUCAGAAAUGGUCUGUUCAAAAUUGACGACACACGUGACAAGGUCGAGAAAAUGUCUGCAGAGCUUGAAAUCGCGAAAGUAAAAGUCGCUGAAUUCAAGAAGCAGUGUGAGGAGUAUCUCGUCACCUUGGUCCAGCAAAAGAAAUCAGCUGACGAGCAGCAAAAACAGGUUUCCGCAACGCGAGAAAAAAUUUCUCAAGAGGAAAUAAAAUGUAAAGCAAUUGCAGACAACGCCCAGCGAGAUUUGGACGAAGCCACGCCAGCUCUAGAAGCCGCCGUCAAAGCCCUCGAAAGUUUGAACAAAAAGGAUAUCACUGAAAUCAAAUCAUACAGUAAGCCGCCACCACUGGUCGAUACCGUCCUUCAGGCUGUCAUGAUUCUCCGACAAGCUGAGCCCAGCUGGGCCGAAGCUAAACGUCAUCUGGGUCAAGGUGAUUUUAUUCAGCAACUGAUCAACUUCGACAAGGACAACAUGAGUGACAAAACUCUCAAAAAAAUCGGCCAAUACUGCGCCAACUCCGAAUUCCAACCGGACAUCGUCGGUAAAGUCUCUAGCGCCGCCAAAUCUCUCUGUAUGUGGGUCCGUGCCAUGGAAGUCUAUGGUCGAAUCUUCCGAGUCAUCGAGCCAAAGCGAAAGAGACUCAACGAGGCUACAACUCUUUUAGCUGAGAAACAAGCCAUUCUUGCUGAUGCCGAGGCUAAACUCCAGGCCGUCAAUGACUUGAUGGACAAUCUCAAAAAGCAAUACGAAGAAAAACUCGCCGAAAAGAUGCGACUCGAGAAAGAAGCAAAACUCACCGAGGAGAAACUCCACCGAGCUGGUAUGCUUGUCGAUGGUCUUGCUGGCGAAAAGGUUCGAUGGACUGCAUCCGCAGAAAGAUUGGAGGAAUCUAUUGCUUAUCUUCCUGGUGAUUGCCUCAUCGCGGCUGCUUUCUUGUCUUACAUGGGUCCGUUCCUGUCGAAUUACAGAGACGAGAUGGUCGAGCAGAUCUGGAUCAAACAGAUCAAAGAACGAAACAUCCCUUGCUCACCAAAGUUCUCUUUCGCUAAUUUCCUCUCGAAGCCAACCACUGUCCGAGACUGGAAUCUCAAUGGUCUUCCAUCCGACGCUUUCAGUACCGAAAACGGUGUCAUCGUGACAACUGGUAAACGAUGGCCUCUCAUGGUUGAUCCUCAAGGUCAAGCCAUCAAGUGGGUCAAGAAUAUGGAAACGAAGAAGGGUCUGAAAAUCAUCGAUUUGCAGCAAAGCGAUUUCUUGCGAACUCUUGAAAACGCAAUUCAAUUCGGUACUCCUGUUCUUCUGCAAAAUAUUCAAGAAACGCUUGAUCCUUCUCUCAGCCCUGUUCUCGGAAAAGCCUAUUCCAAGCAAGGUGGUCGACUGGUACUCAAACUCGGUGACAAAGAAAUCGAGUGGAAUCCUGAUUUCCGAUUUUACAUCACUACGAAAUUGUCGAACCCUCACUAUCCUCCCGAGAUUUCAACUAAAGUCAGCAUCAUCAACUUUGCUGUCAAGGAGCAAGGUUUAGAAUCUCAGCUUCUUGGUGCUGUUGUCCGAAAAGAACGUCCCGAUCUGGAAGAGCAAAAGGACUCGCUCGUUGUCAACAUUGCUCAUGGAAAACAAAAACUUCAAGAUCUUGAAGACGAAAUUCUCCGACUCCUUAACAACGCUCAAGGUUCUCUUCUUGAUGACGUCCAACUGGUCGAUACUCUUCAAGAGUCGAAAGUUACGUCCAAUGAAGUCACCCAGCAGCUCGAAGAUGCGGAAGCGACUGAGAUUAAAAUUGAUGCUGCUCGAGAAGGCUAUCGCCCAAGUGCCAAGAGAGCCUCUAUCCUCUUCUUUGUUCUCAACGAUAUGUCCUCCAUCGAUCCUAUGUACCAGUUUUCUUUGGAUGCCUACAUCAAUCUCUUCAACUUAUCCAUCGACAAGUCGCCAAAAUCACCGAAAGUGGAAAACAGAAUCAACAAUUUGAACGAGUACCAUACCUACGCGGUCUACAGAUACACCUGUCGAGGUCUUUUCGAAAAACACAAAAUGCUGUUCUCAUUCCAAAUGUGCGCGAAGAUCAUGGAAGCCGCCGGAAAACUCAACAUGGAAGAAUACAACUUCUUCCUUCGAGGCGGUAUCGUCCUCGAUCGAGAGGGACAAAUGGACAAUCCUUGUGCUUCCUGGCUCCCAGAACAGCAGUGGGAUAACAUCACAGAACUCGAAAAACUGACGAACUUCCACGGAAUUAUGCCGUCAUUCGAGCAUUACCCACGUGACUGGAAGACUUGGUAUGUAAGCGCAACACCAGAGACCAUCGAAAUUCCUGGUGAAUGGGACGCUCAGUGUAACGAGCUACAGAAAAUGAUCAUUGUUAGAUCACUUCGACCCGAUCGAGUCAGUUUCUGUGCCAUGAGCUUCAUCAUCAACAAUCUAGGAGCGAAAUUCGUGGAGCCGCCUGUACUUGAUAUGAAGGCUGUUCUUGCUGAUUCAAGCGCGAAGACACCUUUGAUUUUUGUCCUUUCUCCAGGAGUCGAUCCAACUACUUCUCUUCUGUCCCUCGCUGAGAACUCUGGAAUGUCGAACAGAUUCCACGCGCUUUCACUGGGUCAAGGUCAGGCGCCUAUUGCCACCAGAAUGAUCAAAGAAGGCGUCAAAGAAGGUAACUGGGUCUACUUGGCUAACUGUCAUUUGUCCCUCUCCUGGAUGCCUUCCAUGGACAAGCUUAUCGAGCAGAUCAUUGACGGAGACCCUCACCCUGAUUUCCGGCUUUGGCUCUCUUCGUCGCCGAAUAAAGAAUUCCCCAUCGCCGUUCUUCAGAGUGGUAUCAAGAUGACUACUGAGCCUCCAAAGGGUCUCAAGGCGAACAUGAAGCGAUUGUAUCAAAACAUCUCUCCGACUCAAUUCGAGCGAUGCCAGGCUCAAUCCAAGUACAAAAAGCUUCUCUUCGCUCUUUGCUUCUUCCACUCUGUUCUUCUAGAGAGAAAGAAGUUCCUCAUGUUGGGUUGGAACAUCAUCUACGGAUUCAACGAUUCUGACUUUGAAGUCUCCGAAAAUCUCUUAUCUAUCUACCUGGAUGAGUACGAUAACACUCCAUGGGACGCUUUGAAAUAUUUGAUCGCUGAUGUCAACUACGGUGGUCACGUUACGGACGAUUGGGAUCGAAGACUCAUGCAGAGCUACAUCUAUGACUAUUUCACAGAUGCUGCGAUCGAAAAAGACUACUUCAAGCUGUCCGCUCUCGACAAAUACGUCAUCCCCAAAGAUGGCCCAUUGAACACCUACAUCGAGUACAUCAACAUGCUCCCUAACACCGACCACCCUGAAGCUUUCGGCCAGCAUCCUAAUGCAGAUAUUGCCUCUCAAAUUACUGAAGCAAGAACCUUGUUCGAAACCCUCAUUUCUCUUCAGCCUAAGGUCGCAGCUGCCGCUGGAGGUCAAUCACGAGAAGAUAAGGUGAUGGAAUUGGCGAACAACGUUCUCAAUCAGCUUCCGGAAAUGAUCGACUACGAGGGAACGCAGAAGAUUCUCAAGGACGAUCCAUCUCCUUUGAACGUCGUUUUGUUGCAAGAAAUCCAGCGAUACAACAGCUUGCUGGGAAUCAUUAAAUCUUCGCUCAGGGAUCUAAACAAUGCGAUCAAGGGUUUGGUGGUGAUGAGCUCUGAGCUCGAAGAAGCAUUCACUUGCAUUUACGAAACGAGAGUUCCGCCCAUGUGGGAGUUUGCUUACUCUUCGAAGAAACCCCUCGCCGCGUGGACCCGUGACCUUGUUCAAAGAAUCGAGCAAUUCGCCAAGUGGGCCGAGUCCGCUAAGCAGCCGCACAUCUUCUGGCUGUCUGGUUUCACCUUCCCGACUGGAUUCCUCACAGCUGUUCUUCAAUACAGCGCCCGUCAGAGUGCUAUUCCCGUAGACUCACUCUCCUGGGAAUUCACCGUCUUCAACGUCGACGAGUCGAACAUUGUAAAUCCACCAGCUGACGGUGUUUACGUGAAGGGUCUCUACCUGGAAGGAGCAGGCUGGGACAUGAAGGGUGCACAACUCAUCGAAGCCGCUCCCAUGCAACUCACGACUCCAGUGCCAGUCAUUCACUUCAAACCAACAGAGGCAAAGAAGAAAUCGGCGAAGGGAAUGUUUGCUUGCCCGACUUUCUACUAUCCUGUCAGAUCGACAAGCUUUGUUGUUGCUGUUGAUCUCAAAGCAGGAGAACACACAUCCGAUCACUGGGUCAAGCGAGGAACCGCCCUUCUCAUGUCACUCGACCACUAA